Geodia barretti is the source of this 2496-nucleotide messenger RNA. The record is from the annotation of a GenBank genome assembly. Lineage: Eukaryota; Metazoa; Porifera; Demospongiae; Tetractinellida; Geodiidae.
AUGGAUGCUGUUUUACAACUCGGAACCCGGGUGUUAGCACCUUUCCGGGGAACACAGCAAGAAGGGGUUGUCGUUGAACGACUCGAUGAGACCGAUCUUGCUCCUGGUAAAAUCAAGGAUAUUUCCAACUGCCUUGAUGAAACCCCGACCUUCUCUACGGAUUUGCUUGCGCUUACCAAAUGGAUGGCGGAAUAUUAUGUCUGCUCGUGGGGCAUCACGCUCUUUUGCGCCGUGCCGGCUGCUGUGCGAACGCAGAAAGAACAGAAGGUGCAACUCUUGCCAGGAGCACCUGCCCCGCGCGGAAAAAUACAAAAGGAACUCGUCGCAUUUUUGGAAGCAGAGGGUGAGCUUUCUCUCAAUCAACUUGCCCGACGUGUUGGUGUAAGUUACCAGAAUCUCCGUCCGAAGAUUACCGCGCUACAAGAAAAAGGUAUCGUUAACCUUGAUGUCACCCACAAACCGAAAGCCAACACGCAGUUAACCACUGUAGCAACUUUAGCUUUACCGCCUGCUGAUAUUGAAGCAGAGAUUGAUCGACUCAAGGGUGAGGCGGACGGUUCCGAAGAGUCAUCGGGUCCGCGACCGACGAGUCGUCGGUACGUUGCCGCUGCGAAGCAUGCCGAAAUUCUGCGACUUUUGCUUGAUGAAGGUGUUCCUUUGGCAACAGCCGACCUAACCAAACGGGUGAAUACCAGCAUCUCUCUGCUCCGCACACUUGAAAGACGUGGUUUUGUUCAUAUCACACGUGCACAAGCCGUUCGUAAUCCUUUGAGUUCUGAGCCGAUCGCUGCAACACAGCCACUUCACUUGAAUUCUGCACAAUCGAUGGCGUUCGCGGAGAUUCAAAAUAUAGGCGUAUCACAUACUACGGAUGCGUCAUCCUUCCCUGCUACUGAGUGUCCGCCCACCUUUCUGCUCCACGGCGUAACCGGGAGCGGAAAAACCGAGGUCUACAUGCAAGCGAUGACAGAAAUCCUUGGAAACGGGAAAUCUGUCAUCGUAUUAGUGCCAGAAAUAUCACUCACACCUCAGGCUGCGUCUCGGUUUGUUGGGCGAUUCGGGGAACGGGUGGCAUUGCUGCACAGUCGGUUGAGUGAUGGAGAACGCUAUGAUCAGUGGCAUCGUAUCCAAAAGGGUGAAGCGGACAUUGUGAUUGGACCGCGUUCUGCCGUUUUUGCCCCAGUGAAAGAACUGGGUAUGCUGAUUAUAGACGAAGAGCAUUCGGAUUCCUAUAAGUCAGAUACCGUUCCGCGUUACCACGCACGGGAUGUCGCGCAGAAGCGCGGUGAACUCGCAAACUGUCCUGUCCUACUUGGGAGUGCGACCCCGUCCCUUGAGAGUUUUCAUCGUGCGAAGAAUGGGGAUUAUCGGCUUCUCAGUCUGCCAGACCGUGUUCUGGGUAGAAAAAUGCCCGAUGUCCACAUUGUUGAUAUGCGAACUGAAUUGAAAAAAGGGAACCGGACUAUCUUCUCCGAUAUCCUCCGAAGUUCAAUUGAAGCGUGCUUGGAAAGGCGAGAACAGAUUAUCCUAUUUCUCAAUAGACGUGGACAUUCCACACAUGUGUUUUGCCGGACUUGUGGUUAUGUUGAACGCUGCGAAAAUUGCUCUAUCUCAUUGACUUUUCACUUUGAGACGAAACGUCUCGUUUGUCACCAUUGUGGUGAUAAACGUCCGACGCAUCCGACCUGUCCACAGUGUAGCAGCCCUGCUAUUCGCUAUUUUGGGUUGGGGACGGAGGCGGUUGAACAAGAGGUGCGGAAAGCGUUUCCACAGGCACGUGUGAAACGGUUUGAUGCUGAUUCAACGACACGGAAGAACGCACAUCAGCAGAUUUUGGAGACAUUUGAGCAGCAGAAGAUUGAUGUUCUGAUAGGCACACAGAUGGUGUCAAAAGGGUUAGACUUCCCGAAUGUCACACUUGUUGGGGUCAUCGCCGCGGAUACCAGUUUGAAUUUUCCUGACUUUCGGGCGAGUGAACAGACGUUUAGCCUGUUGACCCAGGUCGCCGGGCGAUCGGGACGUGCCGAACUUGAAGGGAAGGUCGUCAUUCAAACCUAUAUGCCUGAGCACUACUGUAUUGCCGCUGUACAGAAGCACGACUAUCUCGGUUUCUAUGCACAGGAGGUUGAAGCACGCGGGGCGUUACGAUAUCCGCCCUUCUCGCAUGUUGGGACGCUUCUGCUCCGUGGUAAGGACGAAAAACAGGUUGAAGAGGCGGCACACGCCGUCCGAGAUCAACUUCAGAUUUGGCUGACAGAUCCAGCACCUGCCGCUCAGGUUCCGGAUGUUGGAGAGACGGACGUAGAAAUCCUCGGUCCCGCGCCAGCACCCCUCUCGAAAAUCGAAGGAAAAUUUCGGUGGCAUUUUUUACUUCGAAGCAACUCCGUUGAAAGAAUCAGUCAACUCCUUAAGCACUUGGCUGACGAGCCACCCGUCGCUAUUAAAUCGAAUGCUAUUGAGUUUGUGAUAGACAUCGAUCCAACGAAUAUACUCUAA